GUACUUAAACUAUGCUGCCUUUGGGAAACAGACCAUAAUUCUAAGGUGAUUCGUAUGGUAAUUUCUAUGAUAUAAUUGGGCUUAUAAUGCUUUGGGGAAACAAUGCCAACACAGACUGGAGUGACAAUGAGGCAUAUAUUUUCUUGGUUUUGUUUGCAUGCUAGGGUAUGGCAACUGCCAUACGCAAACGCCCCUGCACCAUCAUAUAGAUGACCUUAAAGCUAAUAGAUAUGGACUAAAAACAGCAAAACUUCCAUUCUGAUUUCACGGGGUCUUUAAAUGAAAGUGCCGCUUUUGGUUGUUUUACUGCAACUCAUCCGACAGGUGGCAGCAAUGGGCUGAAUUACAGUAAAGCAGUUUGACAGUAGCUCAGGAUUUUACAUCAACAGCAUAUAGACGAGAUCCACUAACAUAUGACUAUUUACAAUAGAACAAAAUAUGAUUCUUUCGUUUAGGAGAAGCAUUAAUAUUGACCAAACGACAUGGUUUGGUCGUGGGUAAAGUGUUUGCUUCCUGGAAGAGACAUCCGAGAGGAAACUUCUUGCUCACGGAAGUGAACCGAGUGCAUUACAGUCCGUCCCUUCACACUGUUCCCUUGAAAGCUGCCAUCAUUUGCCCGGAGAACACUCCAAAGAUCUCAGUCAGGUUGACCAUUAACCCUGGGACUGAUUACAGCUAUUUCCCCCUGACCUCACCAGCUCUGUAUGUUCACAGAUCCAGAUUCUUGAGUUCAUAACCCUCAGACGCAUCUGGUGACUCCUGUGAUCGACUGAAGAAGACACCUGCUGCAUUGUGGCUUAUAUACCCUUCAUUGGUCUUAAAUUGUGACAGACAUGGCGAAGUCUGGAUAUGGCUACUACCGAGCCACUAUAUUCCUUGCCAUGUUUGUGGGCUACACAUUGUAUUACUUCAACAGGAAGACGUUUUCUUUCGUGAUGCCCUCUGUAAUGCAGGAGAUCACCCUGGAUAAGGAUGAUCUGGGUCUUAUUACUAGUAGUCAGUCACUGGCGUAUGCCAUCAGUAAGUUCAUAAGUGGUGUGCUGUCCGAUCAGAUCAGUGCACGGUGGCUUUUCUCUAUUGGGCUGUUUAUGGUCGGUGGCAUCAAUGUGGUUUUCUCCCAGUCCUCCUCGGUGGCGGUGUUCGCAAGCCUGUGGUUUCUGAAUGGACUGGGUCAGGGUUUGGGUUGGCCACCAUGUGCAAAAGUACUACGAAAGUGGUUUGAGCCAUCUCAGUUUGGGACGUGGUGGGCAGUGCUGUCCUGCAGUAUGAAUUUGGCUGGUGGUCUAGGGCCCAUCAUUGCCACACUGAUGGCUCAGAGCUACAGCUGGAGGUCCACGCUGUCCAUCUCAGGCCUGACCUGUGUGGUCAUGUCCGUCUUCUGUCUGCUUGUUAUCCGAAAUGAGCCGAGUGAAGUUGGCUUGCCCAAUAUUGAAGCUGGCGCAAAUAAAGGCAAAGGAGGUUCCAGCAGAGAUGACAGCACAUUCAAAGAUUUCAUUCUUUCCCCAUAUCUGUGGGUCCUAUCAUUGGGCUACUUGGUGGUGUUUGGGGUGAAGACAGCUUACACUGAUUGGGGACAACUUUUCCUUAUCCAGGACAAGGGCCAGUCAACACUAAUGGGCAGUUCUUUCAUGAGUGCUCUAGAGAUUGGAGGACUGAUGGGUAGUUUAGCAGCAGGAUACCUGUCGGACAGGGCUGUGGCAAAGCAAGGAUUGCGCAUGUAUGGUAACCCUCGCCAUGGUCUCUUGCUCUCCCUGAUGGCUGGGAUGUGUGUUUCCAUGUACCUCUUCCGUACCACUGUCACAGCACAUAGCUCAAAUGUCUGGACUCUUCUGUUGGGUGCAGCCUUUGGCUUCUCCUCAUAUGGACCGAUCGCGUUAUUCGGAGUUCUUGCGAAUGAGAGCGCUCCAUCAAACUACUGCGGAACCUCUCAUGCCAUUGUUGCCUUGAUGGCAAACGUUGGUGGUUUCCUCUCAGGGUUGCCUUUUGGGACCAUUGCCAAACACUAUGGAUGGAACACAGCUUUCUGGGUAGCAGAAGUAACCUGCACAAUCACCACAGUUGGAUACUUCCUGCUUCGGAACAUCCGCACCAGGAUGGGAAGUGUACCCAAGAAAGCUGACUGAACAUAAGAGUAUUAUUUAAGUGUCUUUAACUAGUUUUUAAAAUGCAGUAUGAAUGACACAAUCUAUAAUUUGAGUUUGUAAAAUAUGGAUGGAUUCACAAUAGAAGUGAAAAGGACUUUCAUUGUUUUAACUGACAACUGCAAGUUACAUCAGCACCUUUUCCGGGACUUUUUUCUUGGCAUAUGUGCAUUCUAACCAAUUUAACUUGAUAUCUUUUUUUUAAUAGAUAUCUAGAUAUCCACUCUCCAGACAUUCCAUUUUAUCUUUACCAAUGUACAAACUAGGAUACCAUGUUGUGUACAUUGCUCUCAGAUGCACAUUUUGUUAUUUAUUCUGUUUUCAUCUUUAGAAUGGAUGGCAGUAUUUCAACUGAUCACUAAACACUUAAAUUACAUAACUGUAUAAUUAACUGUUUUGGAACACCAUUUCCUCAGCGGUAUUAACAAUAUACCUUAAAUCAGCUAGGAAAAAAAGUAUUAAAAGCUUUAACUGGUCCUA
Messenger RNA from Myxocyprinus asiaticus (Chinese sucker), 2621 nucleotides. Its product is annotated as glucose-6-phosphate exchanger SLC37A4-like. Gene Ontology annotation, biological process: glucose-6-phosphate transport; phosphate ion transmembrane transport. Gene Ontology annotation, cellular component: endoplasmic reticulum membrane. NCBI's taxonomy places the organism in Eukaryota, Metazoa, Chordata, Actinopteri, Cypriniformes, Catostomidae. The coding region runs from base 834 to 2123 and encodes 429 amino acids. The record is from RefSeq and is a predicted model, not a curated record. Gene Ontology annotation, molecular function: glucose 6-phosphate:phosphate antiporter activity. The transcript has 9 exons.